Molecule: messenger RNA, 2881 nt
Organism: Aspergillus alliaceus
Lineage: Eukaryota; Fungi; Ascomycota; Eurotiomycetes; Eurotiales; Aspergillaceae
Product: putative metalloreductase transmembrane component
Exons: 1
Coding region: 416-2680 (754 amino acids)
Biological process (GO): iron ion transport; copper ion import; intracellular iron ion homeostasis
Cellular component (GO): plasma membrane
Molecular function (GO): ferric-chelate reductase activity
Source: RefSeq, a predicted model, not a curated record
GCAUGAUGCCGAUGCAGCAUCCAAUAGCUGGUGAGAGAAUGCAGGGAGCUGGGGAAGAGUUUGAUAGUUCCAUAUGAUGAUCGAUAUUCCUUCCUGAUCUCCUUACCCUUUUCUUUCCUCUAUCGAGACCAUCUGCUCCCGCGUCGAUCAACUCCAAUUGUUACGCGCUUUUCGUUAACGGGCGGUAGCCCUAUCGUGCAUAUCCCAACCCAGCAAAUGUGGCUUUAAAUGCUUUCCACGGGUUUAUUAUAUAUAAUACUUCGGUUCAGAGAGGAAGAGGGGAGGUGAGCCGAAAGGAUACAGCACGGAGAAUCGAAUUCAGACCUCUUCUAAUUUUCUUGGAACACACGAGAGCAGCUUUGAUAAUUUUUAUACAAAAAUCACUAUCAUUGAGGUUACGGAAAUACAAGCCACGAUGCUGCCAGAAUGGCACUCAGUAGCUUCGUUGGUGAAGCGCAUCUAUAUGCCGAUUGUUGCCUCCACUACACCAGCGGAAAUUGCUGAAAUGCAGCAAGAUGCCUGGUCUCAAGCCGGAAAAUAUGGACAUGGCUGGGUUUACUUCUCCGUGGUGCUACUCGCUAUCUCAACGAUAGUCCGGUUCUAUCACUUUUGGGGUGACAAAAUCAGAAUCGCACUGUAUAAAGAGGAUGCAGUUGCAACAUCGCCAUACAUCGCCUCACCACAAGAUGAAUAUGAGCUGCCAAGUGCUGCCACUGACAGCUCAACUGCGCACUUCUUCCCAGCUCGUGGCCCUCUACCUAGUAUUGGUACCACAAAGCAACAGUCGUCAAUUUCCACCAUUGCACCACUAAACAACACCAUUGCUUUCGUUCGAUGGAUCUUCUAUAGACCCAUUCCAGUGCUACGUCUAGGAAAACUAUGUAUUAGGUUUCCAUCUCUGGGGGCAACCUCAAUUAUAUUUGUGGCCUUAGUGUUCGUCAUUCUUUAUUCUUUUGUCCCGCAGCCCCUCUACUACUCUUCCAUUUCAGUUGGAUCUCCUCCACUGGCAAUUCGUGCAGGCAUGAUCUCCGUGGCUAUGAUUCCCUGGAUCAUUGCGCUCAGUACUCGUGCCAACUUCAUUAGUCUUUUAACUGGUGUUAGCCAUGAGAGGCUUAAUGUUCUUCAUCGUUGGGCAGGCUACCUCUGCCUACUCCUAAGCCUGAUCCAUAUGGUUCCGUUCUAUGCUACUCCCAUCUGGGAAAGUAAAAAUUUCAUGUACUAUCAGAAAUACUUUCCUCAAAAUAUCUACAUCUAUGGCACAGGCUGGGCGGCACUGGCACCUCUCAUAGUUCUAUGCCUUCAUUCUCUGCCGGUACUCCGAGCUUGGAUGUAUGAGCUCUUCAAGCUUGUACACCUACCCCUUUCAGUCUUGUUUCUUGCCAUGGUAUUUUGGCACACAAAGAACUUCUUGGCAUCAUGGGAUUACCUCUGGGCCACUGUUGCAAUCUGGGUACUUUCCUACGCAGUUAGGCUGUUUUAUGUCAAUUGGAGCAACCCCUUGCGGCUAUCCUUCUUGAUUGGCGAAGAAUGCGCCGUGACUUUCCUCCCACAGAAUGCUAUCAAAGUCACGGUUGCGACUCAGAUGAAAUGGAAACCAGGCCAAUUCGUUUACCUUCGCAUGCCAGGCAUCUCCAUCUUCGAACGUCAUCCUUUCACAAUUUCCUCGCUGUGUAGUGGCGAUUUCCCGUCUGAAUAUGGCGAGCACUACCGCGAUUUGUCUCUCGUUUUCCGACCCUUUGGCGGCUUUACCCGAAAAGUUUUCUUGAAGGCUUUCGAGUAUGGCCCAUACAAGACCUGGACAGCGUUCUUAGAGGGCCCGUACGGGGGGAUGAAAAGAGACAUGGCCGCCUUUGAGGAUGUGGUCUUCUUCGCAGGCGGAAGUGGCAUCACUGCAACUGCCAGUCACCUCUUGGACUUGAUCAAGAAGAUGCGAGACAGAAGAGCAGUGACCAAGUCGGUGCGGGUCAUCUGGGCAUUCAGAAACCCAGAGACCAUCGAGUGGUUCAGAGAGGAACUGAGAAUAUGUAGAGACUUCGCGCCCCCCAACACAGUGCAUUGUCAUUUCUAUCUCACGGGAGUCGACCAGCACAACCAGGACCAGCUGGUCCAAAAUCAGUUCUACCAGGAGAUGCUCAAGGAGAAGAUGAACGACACAAUCCAAGGCAUGGAUAAGCGUAACUCUGCGUUCAUCCGCGAGGAAGCAGCCGGGGACCCGGAAUUUGAAAAGGAGCUGCGGCGUGAGAAUGAAGAUGCCAUUACUGCGCUUCCCCAGGCAGCAUACAUCCUACCGCGCAUUAAUACUAGCAGGCACUUUAACAAUGCCGUUGACCCUAACUAUCAGACUUCGCCGCAGUCUGUGGCCCAGAAGAGUCCGGCAGAUUCUGCGCUCGACCUCGGCUCUUCUCGCUUAUCCAUGGCGUUUCCUAAACUAGCUACCCGGGUUACGUCCGUUCCACUGCAGAGAAGGAAUGGCUGGCGACUUGAUUACGCCCGUCCUGAUAUUCCGCAGGUGCUCAAGGACUACUCUCGGGCAUUUGGUCGUCGUGCCUGUGUCUUUGUCUGUGGGCCUCCUAGUAUGAGACUCGAAGUUUCGAAUACCGUUGCCCAGCUUCAGCAGCAGGUUCUGACUGACUCGUCGAAGGACGAGAUCUUCCUGCACGCUGAGAAUUACAAUGUCUGAUAGAUUUGGGUUAUAUGUUUUGUCUGAAUGGUCUCGCGAUUGCAGACAUCACUCAUCCCAUUGGUGAAGCCCUAAUGAUCGUUUAUGGACUGGAAGCGACAUGCCGAACUUGUACAGUUGCAUAUUUGAACAUAACUGUAUAUGAAAGUCAUUUAUUAAAUAGCAUCUUUGGAUAUACAUGUUCCUUUCUCUAUUCAUGAC